GUUAAAUAUCUUUGCUCAUUCUUUCAAAAUCAAUACAGCACCUAUUGGUAACGCACGUAAUAGUGUUGUGAUGCAAGCAAUUUUUUACAUUCUUGAGCGAAUGAUCACUCUCGUUUACAAAAGCUUGCGUCCAUUCUUGAAACCGGAGAUCUUACGUAAGAACUCCGAGAUAUUUGAAGAAAUUGUUUUAUUUUCAUUCCUAAGGAUUUAGGAACUCAGGUAUUCAGAACGGUUCCGGAUAAGAACCAAUUGACUUCAUGUCUAUCAAAUGAAGAGAAUUUGGACACAUAGUCCUUAUGUGCAACUUGGGUGUGCAGUUGCCCCCUAUGACAUUUAUAAGUUGUUGCCCCCUAUGACAUUUAUAAGUUUGGUGUCAUUGUUUACCAAUUUUCAAUAAUGCAUUUGUUUACUUAUUAAAUUAUAUUUUAAUAUUAAUUUUUUUCUUUGGAUACAUAUAAUUUUUAGAUCAGCUACCCAACAACGGAACCGAGGUUCUUAACAUUAAGAACUGAUGAUAUGGAUAAAUAAUUUAAAGGUGAAACUGAUUCAAACUAUUUUAUUUUGGAUCAAUUUUUGUUCAGAUAGUGUCCAUGCCUAGAAAAAACGACGCUUUUCGCUUGUUUUGAAGAUGACAAUUUUUGGGAAAUAAGACCAGCUUUACGCCUCAUGAGGAAUAUUAUUGCGUUCACAGAGCCCCAGAGAUCGCAUCAUCAAAUGGCUGUAAGAGCAAAAGUCUGUAAGAUAUAAAAAUCUCCAAAAUAAAAAAUCUAUCAAGUAUGGUGGUGAAAAGUGAACAAUAUCGUUUUCAUUUGGUUCAGAAGUCGAUUAAGAUAGCCAAGAUUUGCAACAGAAAUUAAAUUAUUUGGACAACCAAACAUUGUAAAUUUACAAUCACGUAUCUACAUUAUUGAAAGUACUUUUGGUAUUGUUUGAAAAUAUAUAUGGAUAACAGUAUAAAUAAAAAUUGUUUAGAAACAUAAAUAACAGUAUAAAAAAGUAUAGUGUUAUUUUAGUAAUUUCAUUAAUAUGAUUUCAUUAACUGUUUUUUCAUAUUUCACUCAGUUUAACAAUUUCAAUAAUUAUAUUACCUUAACAAUACAUCAAAUAAUUAAUUAUAUUACCAUAAUAAUAAAGUGCAGAGUUCGGAUGGAUAUGUGAAUGCAGCAUGUUCUCUAUGUGAUGAACCUUUAGAAACAAGGAAUCAUCUUUUUUUAGUGUAGAUAUUCAGCAGAAGUCUGGGAGAAUCUCACGAGAGGUCUCAUGGAAGAUGAUUACACAACAAUCUGGUUAGACAUAGUAUCAAUGAUCUCAACGGGUCAAAAUACUAUCAAGAUCUUUGUUUUGAAGCAUGUGUUCCAGGCAACUAUCCAUGGGUUGGUUGGAAAGUGAUGGUAGAAGACAUGGUGAGGCAUCCUUACCACCAAACAAGAUGAUCAGAAUGGUAGAUAGAAGCAUUCAGAACAUAUUUUCGUCAAUAUUGAGGGCAUGAGAUAAUAGGAUGGAAGGGGGAUUACAAAACUGGUUCUCAACAAGGCAGUAGUUUGAGUAUAGAAGUUAAAGUAUAGAAGUCUUUAUGGAGUAAAUUUAAAAAACAAAUUCUGAUUAAGGAUGCAUUGUAACUGUAACAAUGGUUUUUUUUAAUAAGAAUUUAACAUUCAUUCAAAAAUAAUAAUAAUAAUAAAGUGCAGAUUUUGAUUUAUUAGUGAAUCAACAUUAAAUUUGUGACAAUUAUAAAAUCAAAAAUGUAAAAUAACUGGAUUUUUCAUAUGGUUAAACGUUUGGUUUAGCUUGUUUUAUUAAAACUUUUUUAUUUAUUUUAAUUUCAAUCGGUGAAAAAUUACAUAGCCAAAAACAUAUUUUUGUGAAUAAAAUAAUAAUUUAAAUCAAAAUAAUAAAAAUAUAUUACAUUUAUUGUCACUUAAUUUUCACUCCAUAAAAUUAUUUUACUAUUUAAAAAAAUCUUUCUAUUUCAUUUAAUUUAGUCAAACACAUAGAAAAAGUCAUUUUUAUUAGUUUAUAAAAUAAGUUAGGUAUGAACAUUGGCUCCAUUUAGGUAUGAGUUGUUAUUUUCGGGUAUCAUUUUUUUUUUUUUGAAAUUAGGCUACACUUGAAUAUUAUAAAUUUAUAUGUGGAUUUUAAGUUGAUCAUUUUGGGUAUUGAUGAGUUCGGUUCUGAUGUAUAAGAACCUAAGAAUAUCUAAAUAACAAAUGUUCUGAAACAGGUUCAAAUAUGUGUACCAAAACUAACAAUAUUGUAUGAUUCAGUUCAGGUUUUUUGAAUACAAUUAGUUAUAUUAUGACUCAUCUAAAAUAUAUAACAUUAAUUACAAAAAAUAAAUAUCAAUGUAUAAAUAUAAAUAUUAAUACACGUGCUGGUACGCGGAUUAGUAUCUAGUUAUACUCAUGUCCAACAUUACAUAAAAUAUUUUUGUAUUGUUGACGGAUAAGUUGACUAUGACAUACACACUGUACACUUUUCUUUUGCUAAGAACGACCGAAAGUGAAAAGUCACGAUAAAAAGUCACGACACUGCAAAUCUCUCCUCUAACAUAUAUUUGUUGACGUCACCUAUAUGACAAGCAGCUAAUGUGAUGAUCAACUCGACAGAGAGAUAAGCGUAGAACAAACAAGAUGGAUAGUUUUUCGAGUCACUAUAUCACUAGCUCGGAAUUGUUCAGCUUUUAAAUCUAUUUGAUAGUUUAGUAUUAUCAAAUAUAAUACCCCACGCCUUCAAAAUAAGUUUUACCUCUUCAACAAUCAAUACAAAAAUAAAAGUGUUAAGAUUGCAUCAUUUCUGAUACAUCAGAAAAAAACGAUUAGGAUUACGUACAACAUAUUAACACUCUAAGAUCACCUACAAAUGCGAACCUCCAAAUUGGUAUAGUGAUCAAAACGAUUAGGAUUAACAUAUUACUAUUAAGUAAGUAAAAAUAAAUCUCUAGAUAAAAACCUAACUGGAAAUUAAUAUAUGGGGAAAAUAUGUAGUUAGCGCCAACGAAGACUGGGAAAUGGGGAAAGUAUUUGAUAAAUUUUAAGAUUUUGUUUUGUUGUACUUUGAAUGACGUGGCCUCAAUUUUCUAUUUUUUUUUACCUCAGUUUCUAUUUAUUUAUUUAUUGUAUUUGCCAGUUGAAAAUAAAAACUAUAGUAUAGAUUAGUAGAAAAAGACUUGCUACUUAUUUGCUAGUCAAUUCUCUGUAUUUGAGAUUGUAAUUUAAAAAGCUUUAAAUGAGUACUUCAACUUUAUGUAUGUACUACCCUACCACGAGGUCUGCACAAGUUUCAAGAGACAAGUACAAAUCAAUUCACAUUAUUUUUUUUGUAAACUCAUAACAUGAUUAAUAGGGUUUUGUAGUAUGUGGUUUUUAGCGGAAUAUAAGAAUUCGUUUUUUAGUGUUUUAGUAAAAAAACUAAGAACCGAUUCUUAAAUAAUUAUUUAAUUACUUAAGAGUCGUUUUUUAGUUUUUUUAUUUAAAAGUUAAGAGACAAAUUCUUAUAUUCCGCUAAAAAUCCUAAAAACUGCCUAUUAAUUAUGCUCUGAGUAUCCCGUUUGUUAGUUCAUAAUAGAAAUAAAAUAAAAUAUAUUUGUUCAACUCAUUUAUACUUACUAAAUAUUUUUGUGUAUUUGAUGGAAAAAUCCGAAAACGGUAAUUGUAAAAACUUCUACAUAUGAAUCGUAGGCUAAUCAAGAAAAGUCGACUUUAUUUUAAGUUUUAAAUAUUAAUUUAAAUAUUAAUUAUAAUUUAUUAAUUAGGAUUUUAGUUAAGUUAUAAUUCUGUUAGCGCAUAUAUUUAAGCAUAUAUUUAAGAGAUUUGUAUGAUAUCAAUUUAGAAAUAGUUACAUUUAAUUAAAAAUAUAUAUAUUAAAUAAAACUUAUUCUAGUAUAAUUUAUUUUAUUUUACAUUUUUCAUAAUAUUGUCUUAAAAUUUUAAAAUUGUAACAUGUAUAGACAACAAAUGAAAUUCCUUUAUGGCAAACAACCUCCUUAAAAAAAAGUUUAACGUAUUUAUGUCUAUAUAAUAAACAAAAUUUUGACUCAUAUAUAGAAAAGGUAUUUUUACCCAUAUAUAUAUAUAUUAAACUUCUUUUAAUAUUUUUUUGUGAUUUUGGUAACCCAAGAUUACAACCAUUAUUUUAUAUAUGACAAAAUAAUUAAAGUUGGUUAUGUAUAGUGUCUCAAAAUUUGAAUUACGUUAGAUUUGAAUUUAAUUAGUUGUUUUGAUAUAUGAUGAUGAUUAAAUAUAUCGUUUGUACAUUAUAGUUGAAUUUUUAAAUGUAAACUAUAAAAUUAAUACAUUAUCAUGUACUAUGAUGCACAUGUAAAUAAUGAAAAUUAGUAUAUUAUGUUCUGUAAAAUUUUGUUAGAAGUUAGUUAUAUAAUUAAUAUUCAUGUCAUUAGGUGUUGUAAUAAAAAGAAAAUAACUAACUGAAUCAAUUGACGAAAGACAAAAACAGAAAAUGUACCAUCUAUAUUAAUACACUACACAUAAUGCUAUGUAACUUAAAAGGUAUAAAAGCUAUGGCAAAAAAAUAAUGGUUUGGAAUAUUCUUUAAAUACAUUUAUUUUGCUGGAUGGUUUUAAUUAAUAGCUAUUAACUAAAAUUAUUGAGUGGCAUGACAUUAUAAUUAAGAAAAAAAAUCAAGGGCAAAAUCUUAUGAGAGACUUUACUUUCAUUGUAUAUAUUUCGGAAUAUUCUUUAAAUAUGUUUAUUUUGCUGAAUGGUUUUAAUUAAUACUGGUUAACUAAAAUUAAUGAGUGGCAAUACAUUGUAAUUAAGAAAGUAAAGCAAAAGCAAAAUUUUAGGAGAAUUUUUGCUUUAAUAGUAUAGAUUUAAGUUUUUGACCUACUCACAUUUCAUUAGAAAUAAAUAUCCAAACAAAAAAUUUGUUAACAAUUUAUUGAUUGUUUUAUAUUUAUUUGACUAUCUUAUACUUGCUGAAGUUCGUUAAAGUACUAAUAUUUGAUAAUAUGCACGAUAAAAAUCAAAUCCUGACAACUAAAAUCUGAUUUCAUUGAGCAUACUAGCAUAAGAAAUAACAAGACUAAUAAUGUAUAAAUAUAUAUGCCUUUUGCAAAAAUUGUAAAGUUUAGAACUUCCAAAAUAUAAAAUUGCAUUUGUAAAUAGAAAAAUAGCCAUGGCCAAGCAUAUAUAAUUACAUAGUAUGUUAAAUAAUAAUGAAUUUUAAUUUUAAUAUACAAUUCAAAACAAAGUAGUGUGUGAUCUACUUAUCAUAUAGAUUAAUAAAAUACCAAAUUUUUUAAAGUGUAUAAUUUGUUAAGAUAAAAUAAAAAUUUAAUGUUUUGAUAAUGAAAUAUAAACAGUAAGUUAUAUAUAAAAUUAAAAAAAAUAUCUGUGCUCGGCACAGGUUAAUCUCUAGUAUGAUAUUAUUAUCUGCUUUGGACUUAAACUGUUUUGUUAAAAAAAAUCCCAAAAAAAUUCAUACUGUAUGGAAUUGAUCCAUAUUUAUAUAUUUGACUUUUUUUAAUCUAAUAUCCCCGGGCUAAUAUAUGAUGUGAGACUUGGAUUAUUUAUUUAUUCCAAACAAUUUUGACUUAUUUAUUCCAAACAAUUUUUGACAUUUUUAGAAACAACACUAACAUUCGUAAAUUAGUCGUUACUUGUAAAUUAUGAUUAACUCGUCUUUUCCCCGCAAUCGCCAAAACAGUUUAAAAAUAAAAUUUCUAGACAUCGACUAUGUUUGAUCAAGUCAACACGACAACAAUGAAGAAAACAAGUACAACGUAACUGACUGUGUGCCUAAUCCAUAUUCAAUGAAAUAAUGAGGCAAUCCCCGAUAAGUUUCCAGAAACAAUCUCUAAUGAUUAUUAUUUUAUUUUUUGAACAAAUCUGUAGAUUAUUCAUCACUUCAAGCUAAGCCCAACGGUCAUAUCAAUUUGGUCACAUAGUAUAUAAUAUAUCAAUCUGGUCAUAUCUAGCGAUAUAAACUAAAAAGUGGUCGACUGCAUCGUGGUAGUUUUCAACUUUUCAAACAUGGGCGUAUAUAUUCUUUUCACAGUUUUGUCAGCUACGUCACUAUGCUGACGCGCUUCAGUGCGUCGCUACGAAAGACUUAAUUCAUGCACGAAAGUUAGGCAUACAGGGGCAGUUGUGUAUGUAUUUGUUGGCCAAGAUUUGGAGGACCUGUUUCUAAAUUUCCCAGAUAUUACGCACAUACAGGGGCAGUUGGAAUAUGGAUGAAGCUCGUAACUACGAUUAUUAUAACAAUUUGUUAUUCUUGCGAGAAAAUACAAUCAACACGUAUUUACUUGUCCGUCAAAAUAAACCAUCAUUCAUAUAAACGCAUGCGCAUGCAAAUGUACGAGUGUUAUCGGACGGUAUGUUGUUUUUCCUCCAAAUCCAACAGCCAUUGCAAUUCUUCGUUUUAAAAGAGGGUUUAAAUUCGCUAUAAACGUUCCAAAUCAUUAUCCCACCAAAUAGGAGAUUUCUAUUUACAGACUGUUUAUUUUUAGUGGGGCCGGGCGCAAACCACUCACUAUUUUACAUGUACUUGAUACUUGAAUUGUCUUGUAAGUAAUAAAAAUUUUGAUUUAUAUUUGACUUGUUAAAAACGAGUACUUGCUAUCUCGAGUACUUGAUAAAAAAUGAAUUAUUUACAAAUUACUUGCCUUGUUUUAUUAUUUGUUACUUGAGUAUUUGUAAAUUAUUUACGAGUAUUUAAAAAGUACUUAUUAAAUAAUACUAUGUUAGAAACAAACAUGAAAUUUUAUUUAUUUAUUCUACUAAAAAGAACAUGAGAAAUACUUUAAAGAACAUAUUUGUGCAUAUUAUAAAGAAGUAAGUUUAUACCGAAUAAUGAAUAACGAGUUUAAUAUCUUAUUUAGUAAUGUACCGUCUUGUUUAUUAAUUUAUAGAACUAGUUAUAGACCGAGUAAUGAGUAGCAAGUAGUUUAAUAUCAAAAACAAGACAAGUAUUAUUUUUGCAAGUAACAAGUAUUAUUUAGGAAGUAACUAAUAUUUUAUAGAAAUAGAGGCAAGUACUGGAAAAUGAAAUGAUAUUUGAUACUUACUUUAAUUUGUCUUUGCGAAUAAUGAAAUUUGUUAUUCGACUUGACAACAUCGAAUACUUAAAUUUUCAAAACGGGUACGAAUCAAAUAAUAGACAUAAAAUAAAUACCGAGUAAUGAUGCGCAGUCCUGGCAAAUUAAAUGAUAGUAUACUUCAUAUUACACUCCAUAGAAUAGUCUCUCACACUUUUUUUUUUGAAACAGUCUCGUACUUUUAAAAUCGACUUUGGGUGCAGAAAACAAAAACGUGUUGGACAGAACCAACCCAGGAAUAUGUGAAAUUUCGUUCGGAACCUCAUCCCAAACUUCCUUUUAAAAAGUCGAGUUUUUAAUAAAGUCAAGUUUAUUUAUUGUUCAGUGCAGGACACGUGAAGAAUCAACAGCGACUUGUAGCGCCCAAGACUUCGUCAUGGUUUAGGUUCCUCGCAAUCUUUUUGUCGUCAUAAGGAAUUAACAACGACUACUUUCAGUACGUUUUCUUCAAGUAAGUUUCUAAUUUCGUAAUGGAAUAAUUUUCUAAAAUUGCACUUGUUGACAAAACUAAUUUACUGUACAAAAGGAGAUUCCCAGCAAAAAAAAAAAAAAAAAAAUUAAAAAAGAGAUUCAUGGAAAAUAUGACGCUUGAGAUUUUUCCUUAGCAGAAAUCACACACACACACACAAAAACAUUGUUUAGGUCUCUUUGAGGUGGAUACGCGCCCACUCUUUGAAAAUAUUUGUAUCAAACUUAAGGGAAUAAAAAAGUGGAUUAAGCAAUUUAAUAGUUUGCAUUAUUUAAAACGUAUACAUGUCAUGAUCAACACAUAGCUUGGAGUAAUAUUUACUACUAUUUGAUCAGGCAUCCUGGAACCAUCCGAUCAGGUAUCCUGGAACCAUCCGAUCAACAACGUCUUUAUCCCUAUCUAUAUGUGAAAAUAUAUAACUCAUCAAAAGUUAUUUUAUUUAUUCACUUUUCACCCCACCAUGUAAAGCUGAUCAAUACAAAGCAUAGAGUAAUAUUUACUACUCUUUCGUUUCUUAGUAAUUAACAUUUUUAACGGAGAUUGAAAAAUUGUAUAAUAAACUAAGAUAUUAUUAUUUAAUAUAUUAAUAAUUAUACGAAAUGAAUUAAAUAAAAAUCUAUUAGUAAUUCAAAAGGGUAAAAGAUCAACUUAAUGUAAAAAAUAAUAUUGGAAUUGUUGAAUGAUAUUUUUUCGAAACAAAAAAAUAAAGCUAAAGAUUACUACUCUCUCUGUUCUGGUAAAAACACGUGUAUUAAAAAAAUCAUUGUUUUGUCUAGAAAAUAUCAUUAAAACUAUAACUUAAUGUUAUUCAACCAAUUACAAAAUAGAUUAUCAAAUAUGAUUGGUUGCACAGUUUUUAAUAAAGUAACAAUGUCUAGAAAUAUGAAAACAUCUUAUAUAUUGAAACAUCAAAAUUCUUUAAAACAUCCUACAUUUAGGAAGAGAGGUAGUAUUUUUUUAUGUAUAAACAUAUUUCAGAAUCUUUUUUUACAGUUUAUAUUUCAGAAAAAAAAAAUUAAUUAAAAGUGAUUUACAGUUGUCUUGUCCCCAACAGUUGGAUUGCUAGAAAAAAAAACACACCGAGAAUUUCCGAGAAAGAAUUAUAAAACUUCGUAUAAUGUGAGUUGCAACCACAGAAAAAUCCGCGAGAGUUCGUCGGUCAAUUUGUAACAACACCUAUAUAUAUUAACGUAACAUUCAUGUUCUCCCUCACUUCACGAAACAAAACAAUAAGGAAUCAAUCUCCUCUGCACAGGAUUGGACUUAUAAACAUAAACACACAUAACAUCAAACACCAUGACGUAUUCAACAAUGAGACGGUCACUGGAGAUUGAGUUAAUAUCAGCGGAGGGACUCAAGGUAGAUCGAAAACCGGUGAAGAGAAAGACAUUCUGCAUCGUCAGAAUAGACCAGGAGAGUAAGGCUUGUAAACCGGAUGAACUGGGUGGAAGUUAUCCGGUUUGGAAAGAUAAGAUCGAGAUGGACAUGGCGAUGAACGGUAGUGUAAGGUUUAUCUCCAUCGAGGUGUUAUAUAAAACAAGUGGUGGAGCUGAAAAGAGUGUUGGGCUCGCUAAGAUUCCAGUGACGGAUUUCAUGGGAGGUUUUGCUCCUCAAGGGCAUUUAAACUUCUUGAGUUACAGGUUGAGAGACGAUUAUGGGGACAAGAGUGGGAUCAUAAAUGUGUCAAUAAUGGUGAAGCCUGACGGUAACGGUUUAAAAUACACAUCGCCUUCUAUGGCGGCUCCAGCGGAUUAUGCGGCGUGUUCUUCACAGGCGGCGGUGGCGGCUAAUGGUCAAAUGUGGAGACCAAGGACAUCUUCAUCAAUGGCGUUGACGACUGGUUAUAGAGGUCGUGUAGUAGUAACAGGAGUUCCUGUUUGGGGUGCGUAUCCACGGUCGUCCUAAGUUCUUGUUUGUACAUGUUUGUCUGAACAGAUUUUCUUAAUGUUUUGUUUGCCAUAUAUGUAUUCCUCAAAUGGAAACGCGUUAGAAUAAUCAUGAUUGGUAUAUAAAUAAGUAUUAUGAAAUAAAAAUAAGGUACAUUUUAUCUCUGAAGUCUUUUGACAUGAAUUUUAUUGAUCAAGAAUCUUAUUAUCUGAACCACUAUAUCAAAAGCUAUUGACAUAAUACAUAUCAAAGCCUGACACUUAACUACAUGCAAAUUCUUGUUGACCAAAAAUAAAGACAAUUUCAUGGAACAUAUUGUGUUAAGUGUUAACCCGACCAGCCAUCUUUAUACUUCGCUUUGAAACCAUUUGUUCAUCAUGUUACUUCAAAACCACUACAGAUAAGAACCGAUAGCAUCUAGUUAAUUAUAUUCAAUAAAAUAUUGAUGUAAUAUGAAAACUGUUAGUUACAUGCAAUUACAAAGUGAUAUAUAUUCAAUACGUUGUAGACAUGUAACCUAUGCUAGAACUUCACACUCACAUGACAAGACGUGGGAUCAUUGACUGAAAGCCAUGUCAACGAAUGAAGUUUUAGAAUCAGACCAAUGAUGAUUUCAGAUACAUGGAAACGUGCACAACUAAGUUUGAUUUUUAUACAAG
Brassica rapa (field mustard) is the source of this 10072-nucleotide messenger RNA. RefSeq names its product BON1-associated protein 2-like. Gene Ontology annotation, biological process: defense response. The record is from RefSeq and is a predicted model, not a curated record. NCBI's taxonomy places the organism in Eukaryota, Viridiplantae, Streptophyta, Magnoliopsida, Brassicales, Brassicaceae.